AUGGACGGACGACAGCAGUAUAUCCCAGGGCCCCCGCCUUCAUCCCAAACCCAUCCCAUGAACCUACCUCCGCCUCCGCCUCGCCAAGUUGUACCGCCUCCUCCCCCCGGACCGCCUCCAGGGUCGACGUAUACCCCAGCGACAGCGUACGGGGUUCCUACAGGGUGGCAGCAGCAGCAAAACUGGGGCAGACAGGCGCUGACCCCAGGCUUCCCACCACCCCCGCCCCCUCCGCUUGCUGGCCCUGCACAAAAUCACCAUCUAACGUAUGGCCGCCCACCGGCUCCGUUAUCAAUAAUCCCGCCACGCCCUCCCAAUGAGUCCCAACCGUUGACGUCCGCCACCUACAUACCCGGCAACGACACAAUUGGAGUCGGCAUCCCGGGGCUCUUUGACACUCAUGGAAGAGCUCAAUAUGACCCAUAUUCGCACUCCGCCACGGCCGAAAGACAACGGUUGGGUAUGAACCAACCGCACGAGCUUAUCAACACCCAAGCUCCAUACAAACUGGACCCAAGCCUCCCCCAACUCCGGGGGCUCGCACUGCUCCCCAAUCUUUCGGUCUUCACGGCUGGUGAGAUUGUCAAGUCAUCAAGCCAUCGCCACAACCCGAGCGGUGCGUCGUUGGGUGGUUUGUCGCACAGCGAGGCUGCGAUUCAGUGGCCGCUGGAGCGAGUGCUCAUUUGGCUCGCUAGAAACGGUUUCUCCAAUGACUGGCAGGAGACUUUCAAGUCUUUGGAACUCCAAGGAGCCGACUUCCUCGAGCUUGGUCACGGCUCUGGCGGCCGAGGCAACCUGGGCAAAAUGCACCAGGUGGUUUAUCCUCAGUUGGCCAAAGAGUGUGGCCGAAAUGGUACAAAAUGGGAUCCUGGCCGUGAACGAGACGAAGGCAAGCGCAUGCGCAAACUGAUUCGUCAAAUUCACGAUGGCUCGCAAGAUACGGUUUCUACGCCUUUGCAGCCCACACAGCCGAAUGCAUUCCCUGAUAGUAGUUUAGGGUGCUUGUCUAAUCAUUUCCCCGAACCGCGUUCUGCUGGUCCCAUCGCUGGUACUAACGAUGUGAGCCCGGAACAUCUCACUGCGCUGCAAGCCGCCAAUCAGAACCAAAAGCUGGCUGGACAGCGUUCGGUAACAAUGCCGGUUCCUGCUGCUCACGAUUCGCCGAGGUAUGACUCUCCCGCGCGCGAGUCGCCAACCUGGCUGCGAUCUGACUAUUCGCGCAAUGCCCUUGCUGGAAUCGGCGAGCAUCGACGCCAGAGCCCUUCGAUUGGUAGUGAAAGUGGUACAACCCAUGGUGGUGCCCUUCGACCCCAUGAAGGUAGCCCGAAAAGUGGUAGCCCAGCUUUGCCGCAUGUGACACCCGCUUAUACGCAACAUCCAACAUCAUCUACUGGGGACUUAUCCCUGAAAUAUGACCACUCUCGGGGGAACAGCACCGAUUCCAUUCCAGGUGUUGGGCGGGGCUCCACGGCCCGUUACUAUGGCAGACAAGGCCAAGAAGGCGCGCGCCCCUCUCCACAAGAUGCCUAUUCUCGCCAAUGGAGUGGAGAUACCCCUUCUUCGUAUAAAGACCACAGUAAAGGCUUCUUGGGUUUCCUCAAGAAGAAAACAAGACCCAAUGACUCCAGUCACCCAUCUCCUGAGCAGCAGCAAGACGACUCAUCGCCAACUACCAGUCCAGAGACUCGUCCUUAUGGGGCUUACCUCCCCUACUCAAAGCCUGGGUAUAACUCUAGUGAUUUGUCCGUUGGCGAGCGUCCAACUACGGGUACAACAAAGACCAAAAAAUGGGCUUUUGUGACCAUGGACGGAUUGAACUUCCGCCUGGUUGAUAUCUCCGACAUGGAACCCGUUGAGAACCUCCGUGCUGAGAUCUGUCGAAACAUGGCAAUCUCUGACUGGACCAGUGCUCAGAUUUUCCUCACGGAGCCUGGCCAGACUGAGCACGAGAAUCCUUUGAGCGAUGCAAAUCUCACCCACUCACGCCGCAGCAAGUCGGAUCAAUAUGGUUCCCUCAAGCUGUUUGUGCGGGGAAAUCCUAUUCAUCCUCCUACUACUCCUCGGGUCGAUGGCCUGGGUGUUUCGUUCGCCGACAAGCAGAGCUUGUCUCCAACCGCAACACAUCACCAGGUUCACAGAAAGCCACUAGAUGAGGACGCCCUAAAUCGCAUUUCACCGCACCAUGCUAUGCCAAGCUCUCCAUCCUUUGCCUCUCGGCAGACCACGAUCAAAGCUCCAGUGAAGACCUCUCCGGCGGAACCCGCUCCAGAUCCGAACCAGGGACUAGAUUCUGAGAAAGCCGAUCUACUCGCCCGCCAUGAGGAACAUCUUCGUGAAGUUGAACGAAAACAAAAGCAAUAUUUCCUCUCUAAGGCGCCGCUGUCUCAACAAAAGGCCAAUGCUUAUGGUGAUACUGGCUACAGGCGUAACGAAGUCAUUGAUUUCGACAGUCCUCGCAUUUCGCCUUACGAUGAAAAGAAGGGAGAGUCGCUUGUGCCACUUCGCAAGCCGCCAAUGGCACCGAUUGAAUCCAACACCCUCACCAAGGUCAACUCUCUCAGUAGAAGACCUAGCGAGGUUAGCUAUCUCAGCAGAAGGCCUAGUGAGCGCCCUCGAACCCGGCCUGAUGUCCAACCACACGGCCUUGGGGCUGCAAUUGCCAGUGUUGGCCGUAUUACAAGUGCCAUCGGCACUCCGUUGCCUUCAGUAGCUCCAUCUUCGCCUACCAAUCGGGAUAGCGUAGGCUCAGAGUCGGAUCGGCCAGGGACACUUGACUCUGCUGGAACAGUGUCGAGUAAAACAACUUUGGACUCGCGACCCUCUUCCUCGAGGAAUUCCCAGCCCGAAGUAUCGUUUGCCAAUCAACCGUCUGAAAAGGCUGAUAUUGACGGUCCAUCGAGGCCUACAUUGCAAUCCCGCAAGUCCUUUGGACCGGAGUUCGACUUUGAAGAAAAUCAAGUGUCCUUCCAGAGAACUCCCCAGCCAGAAGAGGAUUCGGACGACGAUUCAGACGAUGGUCUUUUCCAAGUUCGACCUUCAAGAACCCAGGAGGAACAGGAAACGGAACCAGAGCCUGACAGAAAGUCAGAGAGGCCGUCUCUCACAUUAAAAACUGGAGACCGGCUCAGCAAGGGGCUAUCUGUUCGUUUCAAGUCUCCGAGCACGGCCGGUCCCAGUUCUGGAGAUGCAUCGGAUGGCAAGGAACCGUCCUCUGCCACCGCUUACGAACCCGUGUCGCCUGAAGACGAGAGGCUGCCUCGUCGGGAUUCUUUUGCCCGAGAUGUCUGGGCUAGCAGACCUGCUGUCGAAGGCGUCAUUGACAAGCUUGACGACUUCUUCCCUGACGUUGAUCUUGAUGCUCCUUAUUUGGAUGAGCCUCCAUCGCCCACCCCCAAGGUCACUAAUACUGAGCAUGAUGCAAGUCUCAACGAAAAGAAGGAGACCUCACAGCCUAUUCCGCAUCCCACUCCCCUUUCUAACAACCCCUAUGGAUCUGAUGCAGCUACCGUCAGACCACCGGACGCUAGUAUUGUCGCUCGACGCAAUAUCGCACGAGGUGGUGGCGGCGGUGGUCUGUCUCGUAUGAAGUCCAUUCGUCAAGUGGCCCAGGGAGCAAACCGAACGAAGAGUGUUAGUGCUGCUGGUCCUCAAAAGUCGGGUGAUCUUCUACGCCGGAAGAGCACGAAAAUGUUCGGCGCCAAGAUCAUGCAAAUCAGGCCUCGACCUGGUAGUCGGAUCAGCCAGCUCGAUCCCAUUCCGCAGAACAGUAACCAAGUCACAUCGAAUGCUGGUUCUGUUCCUCAGCGACAGCCCACUUUCCGUAUCAUCCGCGGUCAACUUAUCGGCAAGGGUACCUACGGCCGAGUAUACCUAGGCAUGAACGCGGACAAUGGUGAAGUUUUGGCGGUGAAAUUGGUCGAGAUCAAUCCCCGCAUUGCGGGAACAGACAAAGAUAAAGUUAAGGAAAUGGUCGCAGCAUUGGAUCAGGAAAUCGACACCAUGCAGCACCUUGAACAUCCCAAUAUCGUGCAAUAUCUCGGUUGCGAGCGUGGCGAAUUCUCCAUCUCUAUCUACCUAGAGUAUAUUUCUGAGGAUGUGUCUCUGAACAUUAGUCCGGCGGCUCUUGCGUUCAUGUAUGACUGCUUUACAAUCGACUCGGCUGAACGUCCUACUGCCGGAACUCUGCUCACACGCCACCCCUUCUGUGAAUCCGAUCCAAACUAUAACUUCCUGGAUACGGCGUUGUACGCCAAGAUUCGCGUCUGA
Molecule: messenger RNA, 4266 nt
Organism: Penicillium canescens
Lineage: Eukaryota; Fungi; Ascomycota; Eurotiomycetes; Eurotiales; Aspergillaceae
Gene: bck1
Exons: 5
Coding region: 1-4266 (1421 amino acids)
Biological process (GO): protein phosphorylation
Molecular function (GO): protein kinase activity; ATP binding
Source: RefSeq, a predicted model, not a curated record